UUUUGCAAAGUGACUUUGGUCUCAUAUAUGACUCAACAAAAUGCAGAUUUUUUUUAAUUGCGGGCCAAAAACUGACCCAGUAGGUGGUUCAAUCCGGCCCGCUUGAUAAAAAAAAUGAACCCCUCCAUUUGUCCAGUUACAGCGUGAUAAACGUGUUUCUUAUGUAUGUUCUUCAGGAGGCGUCCAUGCUGCAGUGCAGCGUGGGUAAAGAGCACCAGCGUCUGAAGGAGGGAGAGGUUCAACAGCGACAGAAGCUGGAGGCGGCCAGUUACAGGAUCUCAGACCUGGAGAGCCAGCUGACAAAGAAAGACCAGCUGAUUCUGGAUCAGAAGAAACUUUUGGAGGACACCAAAGCCCAGAGCAGAGCGGAGCUGUUGGCCUGCGAGAGUCGCUGUGUGGCUCUGAGAAGAAUCACCCAGGGUCUGCAGACGGAGAUGCUCCAGCUCUACAGCCAGGUUCACCUGGACACGCGCAGCCAACCGCGGGAUGUCGUUGGCAGGUCAGACAGCAGUGCCAUGGCCGUACCUGUUACACGGGAUGAGCUGAAGCCCCGCCCCUCCUCCAGCUCCGUCAGCAUCAUAAACGGAGCGGUGGAGUCUCUCUCCACCUCCCCUGUUCAACUACCCUCCUGCUCGUCCUCCCCUCUCUCUCUGUCCCCCAUCGACUCCCCGCUGACCGUCGGCUCGUUCCUGGAGAAACAAACCAGGAGGCAGUUCCGGCCGACCAAUCACAGCUCGGACGAAGAAAACGAGGACGAGCCGCCGGAGAAGACGGAGGAGGAAGAGGAGAGGGAGAACGAGGAGGAGGAGGAAGAGGACAAUAAUGUGGAAGACCAGCUAGGGAGUCCUCCUCUGGGUCAGGAGGCAGAGGAGGCCUUCCUGCUCCUCAAAAGUCCUCAGGUGGCUCCUCCUCCUGGUCAGGCCGCCGCUCCCAGCCGCCCCCUCUAUAAACCCCCGGGUCGUCUGUCGGGACAUGCCCCCCCCACAGACCUGACCCUGGCUGUCCGACAGAGGAGACAGGAGCUGAGCAUCAUGGACUACAACGAGAAGCUGCCGGAGUUCUGACCGCAGACUGCUACCUGCCUGGUGUCCAGCAGGUGUCAGUCUGCGCCUCACGACGUCUGAAUGAAGUAACUUUGAACACAACAAACUGUUUUCUGUCAUUUUGGGGGUUCGCUGGUGACACAAAAAUUUUAGGUGAAUUAAUUCUGAGGUUCGCCCGGAAAGCUAAUCAGCCAAUAAGCUUCAAAUCCGUCUAAGGUUAAUGAAAAAAAAAAAAAAAAGUUUCUAGCUACGAUGGGGACAAAGUCCACCGCGGGGUUAAUAGGAAAUUCACAGAAAAAAAAAGUGAAAGGUCCCCAGUUAGCUCACUAGAAGUAGCAUUAUGUGCUAAAAGUUAGCUGCUGAGAAAGGAAAUAGUUUCCUGUUGAAUGCCUGGGCUUUCUUCUUCCCAGCAUGCACUGCUUCUUCUGCUCAAAUUGAAGAACGCAAUUAUACCAAAUAUGAAAUGAAAGUGUGUCGGUCAUUACGAGAAAUACUUGGAUGUUGUCGGAUGCUAACAUUUAGCUGAAUGUUCUUCAACUGGAAACACGGAGCUCCACUGGUGCCAAAAAGAAAAAAUCUGUGAAAUCCUGUCGAUGGAGUCCAAAUAUUCCCCGUGCCGAAUAUUUCUCACUCGAUGCGUUAGAAGCAUCGGAACACAAAGUGUUAACAGAACGUCGGGUUAAAGGAACUGAACGGACUGUCGGUGGUAGAGUGGGCGUCUCUGUGUGGGCUGAUGACAUCAUCGUUAGGUCAACCAAGUCAUUGGUCAGGCUGGUGGGAACUAAAGCUGCUAGAGGUCAUGACCUUUGGGGGUUGAUGCAAUAGAGAUUUCUUUCAAAUCCUUCAAUGAUUUUUUUUUUACAUGUAUGACUCUGGGGAAAAAAGGGAAAUCCUAUUUGGUGAUUUUGGUUAAUUUCAAAAUUAGUCUCAAGAUCUCACUCCUCUUUCUCAAAAAAGAAGGUAGAUUUUCCCUCUGAAAGUUUUCAUGUCCAACGAUCUUCAUUUGACCAGCGUCUGGUUCUGGCUUUAAUGGCUGAUGAAUGUAAAGUGACGUGAAUGUUUCUGUACUCAGACCACGUGUCCUCAGGUUCACAGCUCAGGAAACCUAUGUCUUAUUUCAGGUCAACCAGCUGUUCGGUCACACAACUGUGAUUCUGUAUGUACGCUGAUAACCAAAAAUAUCAACUCCUGACGUCAGUGUGUGGGUAAAGAUGUCGACAUUUACACCCCUGGGGCUGAUGUUUGUAUCAGGGGCUAAUGGUGCACACAGUAACUGUCCUCUGUUUUUGAUGCAAAAGUUGAGACAUUAAACAUUGAGAGAAUUGUCAUUCAAAUGCUCUACGUGGAAUCCACUGAGUCGCAUUUCAAAAGAUUGACUGUAAUACACAACUUCACCACCAGAUGUUGCCAAACACCUACACACUGGCAUUUGAAUUAAAAGCAGUGACAGAUGUGUGAGCUUAUAGUCAUUUUUGCAGCCCCCCCUCUCCCCUAAGAUGUGAUGACAGCUGACGUCAGAGUCACGGAUGAACCGGAGGAUUUUUCUUUCUUGUUUUAUUGAGGGCUAUGUUAAAAAAAACACACACACACAAAAACAACAACGAAAUCCUGCCCUUGUCUGUUUUCACCUGCGCAAUACUGUGAACACUGCCAAUAAAGAUUUAUCCAAAUCAAACCUC
Molecule: messenger RNA, 2722 nt
Organism: Cynoglossus semilaevis (tongue sole)
Lineage: Eukaryota; Metazoa; Chordata; Actinopteri; Pleuronectiformes; Cynoglossidae
Product: brevican core protein-like
Exons: 3
Coding region: 162-1064 (300 amino acids)
Biological process (GO): negative regulation of TOR signaling; regulation of cell cycle; negative regulation of cell population proliferation
Cellular component (GO): TSC1-TSC2 complex
Source: RefSeq, a predicted model, not a curated record